Molecule: messenger RNA, 237 nt
Organism: Lactuca virosa
Lineage: Eukaryota; Viridiplantae; Streptophyta; Magnoliopsida; Asterales; Asteraceae
Source: the annotation of a GenBank genome assembly
AUGGAAGAUGAUGAUAACCAGACCCCUCCAUCUGUCUGUAUGCUGGGCUCCAAGCAUCCAGGCCUCCAAAGUCCAACCUCCAAGCUUUCUCCCGAUUUACAUAAUCUACCAUCUUGCCGGACCACUCACCAGAAACAGCUACGUCAACUACGUCCUCAUUUCGACUCAUGUCAUUUGCUCUGGUCGGCAACCGGUGAAUUCUUCGCUGUCGUCGGUGUUCAAUUUGGUUUUCUUUGA